AUGACCGUCACCGAGACGCUGAAGAACGCCGUCGGCCUCGGCGAGCAGAAGGCCACCCGCGAGGAGAUGAGCGCCGCCCGCCUGCCGCUCGCCUACCGCGACUCGUGCGCCCACCUGCUGAUUCCGCUGAACCGCUGCCGCCACGACGAGUACUACCUGCCGUGGAAGUGCGAGAACGAGCGCCACACGUACGAGAAGUGCCAGUACGACGAGUUCAAGCAGCGCGUGGCCAAGAUGGACGAGCUGCGUGCCGCCAAGAACGGCGCGCGCAGCAACUGA
This is a messenger RNA of Didymella exigua CBS 183.55, 279 nucleotides long. RefSeq lists its product as uncharacterized. NCBI's taxonomy places the organism in Eukaryota, Fungi, Ascomycota, Dothideomycetes, Pleosporales, Didymellaceae. The record is from RefSeq and is a predicted model, not a curated record. The transcript is spliced from 3 exons. The coding region runs from base 1 to 279 and encodes 92 amino acids. Gene Ontology annotation, cellular component: mitochondrion.